CAGCGGGAAGAUGACCGAAGGAGCGCAUCUGCUCGAGAAAGCUGUGGUCAUUCUUUUUCCUUGCGAAAGCUAUGGAGCAAAAAAGGAAAGCUUAAUUUUAAUUGGUUAGAAGGGCUUUGUGAAAGAAAACAAAGGCUUUAAUUGGCUAAUUGGUUUAAAAAGCUCCGUAGCUUUCUCGAAGGAAGAAGAAAGACUCUCUAGGAAAAAGAAAGAAUUAAAUGGCUGAAAAAGUGAGUCAAAAAUCUAGCCAAUUGAAAAUUGUUAUUUUCAACUGUAGCUACUUUGUGUAUUACAUUAGUUUACCAGCUGCGCUGAUUAGUGCACCAGAAGCUAAAUACUACUCUAAUCAUCAUGACUCUGGUCUUAGAAGGCUUGUUGUUGAAAGGCAGCUCAGUUCCAUGUCUAGCAAAGCUGCGGGUUUAUAGCGGAUCUUUCGGAUAACAUUUCCACCUCUUUUUCACAAUGAAGCUCUUGCGCCAAUCGGAGCUGCUCCCUAUGAAGAUGGCAAAGUGACAGCUCCCUGUAGCUAAAUCUGUAGAAGCGCAUGAAGCAAUGGACGUGACCUCUCUGAAUUGGCCUAUCAUUCCAGCCACCCCCCUUUUCUA
Molecule: messenger RNA, 605 nt
Organism: Trichoderma asperellum CBS 433.97
Lineage: Eukaryota; Fungi; Ascomycota; Sordariomycetes; Hypocreales; Hypocreaceae
Source: RefSeq, a predicted model, not a curated record